Ochotona princeps (American pika) is the source of this 485-nucleotide messenger RNA. RefSeq names its product RNA-binding motif protein, X-linked 2-like. The transcript has a single exon. The annotation marks the transcript as partial. Gene Ontology annotation, molecular function: RNA binding. Gene Ontology annotation, cellular component: U2 snRNP; precatalytic spliceosome; catalytic step 2 spliceosome. NCBI's taxonomy places the organism in Eukaryota, Metazoa, Chordata, Mammalia, Lagomorpha, Ochotonidae. Gene Ontology annotation, biological process: mRNA splicing, via spliceosome. The record is from RefSeq and is a predicted model, not a curated record.
ACCCGGCCGAGAUGAAUUCCUUAACGAAGGUCAAGCUGGUUAGACAGCUGAGUGAAUCUGAAGCUGGUACCACGUCGUGGCAUUCCAUGUAUCAGGGCAGCGCCUGGGUCUUUCUGGGCGGGCUUCCGUAUGCACUGACGGAGGGCGACAUCCUCUGUGUGUUCUCCCAGUAUGGGGAGAUCGUUACCAUCCAUCUUGUGCGAGACAAGAGGACGGGGAAGUCCAAGGGCUUCGGUUUCCUCUGCUAUGAAGACCAGAGGAGCACGGUGCUGGCCGUAGACAACUUUAAUGGGAUCAAAAUCAAAGGAAGAACGAUCCGAGUGGAUCAUGUGAGCCACUACCACCCGCCCCGGGGCUCGGAGGGUGUGGACGACUCCAGCCAGGAGGGCUGUGCGCCCCGGGCCCGCUGGCCUGGGUCCUGGGGAGGCUGCAGGAGAGCACCACGACCCCCGCAGCCCACACUCGGAAACUGGAGAGAUUAUGCC